This is a messenger RNA of Paramecium sonneborni, 2358 nucleotides long. The record is from the annotation of a GenBank genome assembly. Lineage: Eukaryota; Ciliophora; Oligohymenophorea; Peniculida; Parameciidae.
AUGCUUCUUUUUCGAUUAUUUAUCCUUUUUACAAGGACUUUUUCGCAAAUUUUGUAUUAUGAAAGUUUUACAAGCAAUUCAUUUACAACUUCUGAAGGUAUUUAAUUUAAUAAUUAAGAAUGGGUUUUAAGUGGCUAAAGUUAAAUAUAUAGUGACUGUGGUACUAUAAGACUGUUAGGAGGAUUUGGAGCUUUUGGUAAAGAUACUUCAGCUACAAAAUUAUUGUAGUUACCACCCCAUCAUACAAUCAGAAUAACACUUGAGUUUUGGAAGUAAGAGUUUGUUUUAGUUACUUUAGAAUUGAUUCAUGGAAUAAUGAAAUUUUUUUCAUUUAUUUAGAUUAAAUUUCAGGUUUUUAAUAGAAUUAUGGAAGUGCAGGUACUUAAUAUUGCGGAUUAUCGCAAGGGGAAACUAUACAGCAGAUAGUUAUUACAAAACAACAUAAUUUUUAAUCUCUUUUUAUCUUAAUGACAUCAAAUUUAGAUGGAACUCAUACAAAUGUAUUAUCAAUUUAAGUUAGGGUUAAAGGAAUCUUGGGGAAUCAGGGAUUUUAAAUUAUACAUAUACCCUUGUCCAUCGGGAUGCUAAACAUGUACUUCUACAGAAUCAAGAGAAUAAUGCAUAUUUUGGAAUAUUAUUGAUGAUAGUUUAGCUAGUAUUGAUUUUAACAAUUUUAAUCAUGAUGGUUGGAUAAUAGAUAGAGGAUAUAAAUAUAGUAGUAAUUGUUUAUGUAUCAAUGAUAAUUAAUUUAUUUAAAGCUAUUCCAAUGCUUGGAGGUUAUGAUUACACAGGGGAAUAUAGUUAUAUCAUCAAAUAACUUAAUUUAGCAGCUCAUAGUUAAGUGAAAAUUAAAUUUAGAUUUAUAUUUAUUGAUACAUGGAAUGCUGAAAAUGCCUAUUUUUAUGUUGACAAUGUUUAAAUCUGGACUUAAAACUUUGAUUACAACCUCAGAGUAAUUUAAAAUCUUUGCGGAUAGUCUUAUGAUGAUAUACCAUAUACUGAAGAAAUUACGAUAGCACAUUCAAGUUCACAAAUAACACUUAAAUUCAGUACUGAUUUAAAUUAAAAUCCAAAUAAUGAAUCUUUUGGAAUUAGAGAUAUCUAAAUAUAUAUUCGUAAUUUAUUUUGAUAUUUUUAGCUUGUAUUUUUGGUUCUUCUUUUAAUUAGGCUUGUGGUACAAUUUGUGGUAACGGAGAUUUAGAAUAAUUUGAAUAAUGUGAUGAUGGUAAUAUUUAUGCUUUUGAUGGAUGCUAUAAUUGUUAAUAUUCUUGUGUAGAAGGAUGCUCUAAUUGUAUCGAUGGUAUUUGUUUUGAAUGUGAUACUGGAUGGAUCUUUUAAUCAGAUUUUAAUACUUGUAUUGCAAUCAUUGAUGAUAAAAAAUUUUAAAUUUGGGAAGAAUGUGAUGAUCAAUUAAACUAUGAAAUUUGUGAAAAUGGUAAAUUUAUUUGUCCAUCAUCUUGUUUGAUCUGUUAAUUUGGAAUUUGUUUAUAAUGUUAAUUAAAUUAUGAAUUAAUCAAUAAUAAAUGUGAAUCUAUUUGUUAAAAUUAAUUAAUUGUUAAUGAUUUAUAAUGUAAUGAUUAAAAUUUAUAAGCAUUUGAUAAAUGUCAUCAAUGUUAUUUUGAAUUAGAAGAAGGCUGUAAAUUAUAAGAAAAUGGAAAUUGCAUAGAUUGUUUAGACGGAUGGAUGGUAGAAAAACCUAAUGAUAUUUGUAUCCCUAUAUGUGGAGAUUUAAUUAUUAAAGGAAAUGAAGAAUGUGAUAUUAACAAAGAUUCUAAAUAAUCUCUAGGUUGUAAUUAAUGUUUAUUCGAUUGUUAAGAUGAAUGUUCAGAUUGUAAAUUUGGAAUAUGUUAUGAUUGUAUUGCAGGUUGGAAAUUAAUAAAUUAAAAAUGUUAAUCUGAUUGUGGAGAUAAUUAAGUUAAAGGAUUAGAAGAAUGUGACGAUAUGAAUUUUAUUAGAUUUGAUGGAUGUAAUAAAUGUAAAAAUGAUUGUUAAAGAGAAUGUUCAUAUUGUUUUAGAGGGAUGUGUUUAGAUUGUAUAUAUGGUUGGCAUUUAAAUGAUCAGUUUAUUUGUGAACCUAUAUGUGGAGAUACUUUAAUUGCUUUAAUUACUAAUGAAGAAUGUGAAGAUUUUAAUGAUGUACAAUUUGAUGGCUGUUAUGAAUGUAAAUUAGAAUGUGGCCCUUAUUGUGAUACUUGUGUUUAUGGAGUUUGUUAUAAUUGUGAAUAUACAUUUACAUUGAUUGAUUAAAUUUGUCUUCCUAUCUGUGGAGAUGGAUUAGUUACUAUUGGAUAUGAAUAAUGUGAUGAUAUGAAUUUAAUCCCAUAUGAUGGUUGCUAUGAAUGUAAUUAUUAAUGUAGA